Messenger RNA from Mesocricetus auratus (golden hamster), 5146 nucleotides. RefSeq names its product SH3 domain containing ring finger 1 (gene Sh3rf1). The record is from RefSeq and is a predicted model, not a curated record. The coding region runs from base 270 to 2930 and encodes 886 amino acids. Lineage: Eukaryota; Metazoa; Chordata; Mammalia; Rodentia; Cricetidae. The transcript is spliced from 12 exons. Gene Ontology annotation, molecular function: protein binding.
GGAGGCGGCGACGGCGGCGGCGGUGGCGUGCUGUGUGAGCGCGCGCGAGGGGGGCGGCAGAGAGGAGGCUCCCGGUGCCACCGCGGCGGCCGAGCCACACGGGCGGCGGGCACGGCGGGGUCGCAUCUGCCGGCGCUGCGGGGCCGCGAACAAAGACCAGCCGCGGAGGCGCGAGAGCAAAGUCUGCAAUGGAUGUUACAUGAAUCACUCUAAGGGCUGCGCACGACUAUGAACAUUUUGAAGCCUUUCUCUCAGUAAAGUAGAUCACGAUGGAUGAGUCCGCCUUGUUAGACCUUUUGGAGUGCCCCGUGUGUCUAGAACGCCUGGACGCUUCUGCCAAGGUCUUACCUUGCCAGCACACGUUUUGCAAACGAUGUUUGCUGGGGAUCGUGGGUUCCCGGAAUGAACUCCGGUGUCCUGAGUGCAGGACUCUUGUUGGUUCUGGCGUUGAGGAGCUCCCCAGUAACAUCUUACUGGUCAGACUUCUGGAUGGCAUCAAGCAGAGACCUUGGAAACCUGGCCCUGGUGGGAGCAGCGGGACCAACUGCACAAAUGCAUUAAGGGCUCAGGGCAGCACUGUGGCUAAUUGUGGCAUAAAAGAUCUGCAGAGCUCCCAAUGUGGACAGCAGCCUCGGGUGCAAGCCUGGAGCCCCCCAGUGAGGGGUAUACCUCAGUUACCAUGUGCCAAAGCAUUAUAUAACUACGAAGGAAAAGAGCCUGGAGACCUUAAGUUCAGCAAAGGUGACAUCAUCAUUUUGCGAAGACAAGUGGAUGAAAAUUGGUACCAUGGGGAAGUCAAUGGGGUCCACGGCUUUUUCCCCACCAACUUCGUGCAGAUCAUCAAACCUUUACCUCAGCCCCCGCCUCAGUGCAAGGCACUUUACGACUUCGAAGUGAAAGACAAGGAGGCUGACAAAGAUUGCCUUCCCUUCGCAAAGGAUGACGUACUGACGGUGAUCCGCAGAGUGGAUGAAAACUGGGCUGAGGGGAUGCUGGCAGAUAAAAUAGGAAUAUUUCCAAUCUCCUAUGUUGAGUUUAACUCAGCUGCCAAGCAGCUGAUAGAGUGGGAUAAGCCGCCGGUGCCGGUAGACACCGCAGAAUGCCCGUCCACGACAGCGCAGAGCAGCACUGGUCCAAAGCACUCUGACACCAAGAAGAACACCAGGAAGCGACACUCCUUCACCUCUCUCACCAUGGCCAACAAGUCUUCCCAGGCCUCCCAACACCGCCACUCCAUGGAGAUCAGCCCUCCUGUGCUCAUCAGUUCCAGCAACCCUACGGCCGCAGCCCGCAUCAGCGAACUCUCUGGGCUCUCCUGCAGCGCCCCUUCUCAGGUUCAUAUAAGCACCACUGGGUUAAUUGUGACCCCACCCCCAAGCAGCCCUGUGACAACUGGGCCUUCGUUCACGUUCCCGUCCGAUGUCUCCUACCAAGCUGCCCUUGGAACGAUGAAUCCUCCUCUUCCCCCACCCCCUCUCCUGGCUGCCACUGUCCUCACCUCAACAUCAUCGGGCGCUGCCGCUGCUGCUGCUGCUGCUCCUGCUGGAGUAGGACCCAGGCCUGUGGCGGGAUCCGCUGACCAGAUUGCACAUUUACGGCCCCAGACUCGCCCAAGUGUGUAUGUUGCUAUAUACCCAUACACUCCCCGGAAAGAAGACGAACUCGAGUUGAGGAAAGGGGAGAUGUUUUUGGUAUUUGAGCGUUGCCAGGAUGGCUGGUUCAAAGGGACAUCGAUGCACACCAGCAAGAUAGGUGUCUUCCCCGGCAACUAUGUGGCUCCAGUCACAAGGGCGGUGGCAAAUGCCUCCCAAGCUAAAGUCUCUCUGUCUACGGCGGGUCAGGCUAGUCGCGGGGUGACUAUGGUCAGUCCUUCGACUGCAGGAGGACCUACCCAGAAGCUCCAAGGAAAUGGCGUGGCUGGGAAUCCUAGCAUGAUUCCCACAGCUGUGGUGUCAGCAGCUCACAUCCAGACAAGCCCUCAGGCUAAGGUCCUGCUGCACAUGGCCGGGCAGAUGACAGUCAACCAGGCCCGCAAUGCUGUGAGGACAGUUGCAGCCCAUAACCAGGAACGGCCCACAGCAGCAGUGACACCCAUCCAGGUCCAGAAUGCCGCCUGCCUCGGUCCUGCAUCCGUGGGCCUGCCCCCUCAUUCACUGGCCUCCCAACCUCUGCCUCCAAUGACAGGUCCUGCUGCCCAUGCUGCUGCUGUCAGCAUCAAUCGCACCAAUGCUCCCCUGGCCUGCGCUGCAGGCGCUUCUCUGGCCACUCCAAGCAUGACCACUGCCACCUUGGAGACCGAGCCCGGUGGUCGAACAGUGACCAUCCUCCCUGGACUCCCCACGUCUCCUGACAGUGCUGCGGCUGCGUGUGGGAACAGUUCAGCUGUGAAACCAGACAAGGACAGUAAGAAAGAAAAAAAAGGUCUCCUGAAGCUUCUCUCUGGCGCCUCCACCAAACGCAAGCCCCGAGUCUCCCCUCCAGCGUCACCCACCCUGGACAUGGAGCUGGGUGUAGGGGAGGGGCCCUUGCAGGGAGCAGUGGGGCCUGAGUUGCCGCUAGGGGGCGGCCACGGCCGGGCGGGCUCCUGCCUCACAGAUGGAGAUGGCCCAGUGGUCUCUGGGACAGCAGCCUUAGCCCAGGAUGCUUUUCAUCGCAAGGCGAGCUCCCUGGACUCAGCAGUGCCCAUCGCUCCACCACCUCGGCAGGCCUGCUCCUCCCUGGGUCCCGUCCUGAAUGAGGCCAGGCCUGUUGUUUGUGAAAGGCAUAGGGUGGUGGUUUCCUAUCCUCCUCAGAGUGAGGCAGAACUUGAACUCAAAGAAGGCGACAUCGUGUUUGUUCAUAAAAAGCGAGAGGAUGGCUGGUUCAAAGGCACGCUACAAAGAAACGGGAAGACGGGCCUUUUCCCGGGGAGCUUUGUGGAAAACAUCUGAGGAGACGCCACGCCGAGCCAGGGUGCCAUCGCACCACAUGACUGAAGAGCACAAAGCAGCGUCGUUAGGAAGAGCACAUCCAUGGACUCCCAGAUCUUCAGGAGCUGAGCAAGGACAGGCACUCCGGAGCCCCGGUGGCAGAGUGAAGGCGGCGCCAGUGUGGGCCCCGCCCCCUCGGGGUUCUGAUGUGUAAAGUGUGCCUUGUGCUGUCUAAUGGGCUAUACAGAGAAAUGUCUUUUUUUUUUUUUAAAGAUGUAUAACUAAAAUGGACAAUUGUUUACACGGCUUAACUAAUUUAUUUGCCUUUUUUUUAAAACUUGAACUUUCUUGUAAUAGCAAAUUCUUUGGAUUAUGAUUUUUAAAAACUAUUAAUUUAUGAAAUGAUGGCUAAGGAGAAGCUGGGUUCUCUCCCGUUGAGAGCAGGAGAUUCUUUUUGACGUAGAAUGCACCCCCUUCCCCUGCUCUCGGUCCCCUUCCCCCCAGUUAUAUUUUGCUUCUUUGAGACAAAAAUGUCAGUUUUCCAAACAGACGACUGACUCGGUUCCAGCCUGGGGUGGGGAGACUCCCGGCUAGAGAUGUUAGUGAGUCCCCAUCUGUCUCCUCCGUUCAGAGACCAACCCCAAGCCCUAAUCCUCGAUUUCAUUUUGUGGGUCUUUUCAUUUUCCCGGAACAAAGUGGGUGAAGUAGGAAGGAAAAUAAAAGCACAACGUUGACUAAAAAUACACGUAUUUGUGUGCUGACACAAGCAGUCCGGUGUGUUGGCUGGGAAGUAGGAGCAAGUUGAAGUUGUAGUCGCUGUGUGUGAAUGACUUUGAAAUGUAAUCCCCCCUUUUACCCUCAAGUGGUCUGCAUGCCCAAGACACAGUGAAAAUUCGUGAGGCCAUGGCGGUAGGAGAUGCACUCGUGCUGAAGUCAGAGGCUGUAAGAAACGCUGUGAAAGUUCCCAUCGAUCCAUUGUGAUUUCCUCCGCCAUCUUGCAUGUGUUACCGGAUUCCCACAGUGACAUGGACUGUGCAUGGUGCGGAUAUGUUAUUCCAGUUUUCACCCAGAGCUGACCGAUAACAGGAGGUUUUAAAAAAGAAAUAAAUAAACAGCAUUCUCUUGUCUGCACACCACCACUACUGACCGGGAUGUCUUGGGUGUGCUGGCUCGCUCGCUCUCCGAUGAAGGCACAGGUUAGGCAGCCAGCGGGUAGUUACAAUGUUAUUUAUAUAUGUGUGUUCUCCCAGCCGACUGAGGUGCCGGGCCCGAGUCUAUCCAGGGGGCCGCUGGCUCCUGUGACCGUGUUAAUAACGCUCUGCAAGGCUUGCUGGGAGGGGUUGUGCCCACACCUUACAAUUGUGGCGGGGUCCAGCCGAGGCCAUCUUUUUAUAGCCCAUCCUUUGAUGUCCGGCAGUGUCUUCUUCCAGUUUCCUCCCAGCUGUGGGUCUGGCGGCCCUGAAAACAGCUGGAAGAAAGACAGCCUGGUAGUGAAUGAGUGCUUGUUCUAACAGUUCUCUCCUGGGUAAGUGGAGUAAGGAGGUCAACAUACAACCAACCUUUUCCCUUUUCCUUUUCAACUUUAAGAAAAGAGUAGCUGGGAAAUAUUGAAAUGAACUGAAGAACCAAGUAAUGGCGAGAGAUUCUAUUGUCUUAAAAAGAUAUGUAAUGUGGUUGGAAGUGCAGUCAUUCCUGUUAAUCAUUUUUAUAUAAAAACACUGUAUAUUAUGUUCCUUUGUGUUGAAUUUUUUAAAAAAAAUACUUUACUUGGAUAUUCAUGUAAUAUAUAAAGGUUUGGGGAAAUGAACUUUAGUUAGGAAAAAGCUGACGUCAGCUUUCAUCUGUGUGAGUUGACACAAAUGUGUCAUAAUCUUUAUUUUGGGAAAUUAGUGUAUUUUAUAGAAAUUUUAAAAAAACAAAAAGACUACUACAAGUUAAGAUGAUCUUUUUUUUUUUAACAUGUCGUUUCUCCAUAUUUUCAGCUUUGUGAUUGAAGUAUCCCUGGCAAUAGUUUCCUGGUAUAAAGUUGGUUAAAAUUUCAUCUGUUGGUAGAUCAUUAGAUGAUAUAAUGUGUGGGCUUUCUGUUGGGUUCUUUGGAGACACUAGAUGGAUGUUGUAACAAGGGCUUGUUACACAGUGGUGGUAAUGAUAAAAUUGCAAUUUAUCAUUCCAUUUAUGUUAAUUUUGAGGACUGGAUAAAAGGUUUCAUUAUUAAAACUUGAUGUUCAACCCUUCCA